This is a messenger RNA of Pimephales promelas (fathead minnow), 2161 nucleotides long. RefSeq lists its product as uncharacterized. The record is from RefSeq and is a predicted model, not a curated record. NCBI's taxonomy places the organism in Eukaryota, Metazoa, Chordata, Actinopteri, Cypriniformes, Leuciscidae.
CAGUGUUGUUUACAUCUUGUGAAAUGGUCUAUAUCCUUCAUCAUGAGUCACAUGACCCUUCAGAAAUCACUCUAAUGAUCAAUGAACAGUUAUGAUGAUUAUUAGUGUUGGAAAUGAGACAAAAAUAAAAGCAUUUUUUGCACUGUAAGAUUCAAGAGAAUGAACAUAUCACAGAUUCCUGAUCGUAGAAGUAAACGCAAAAAACAAAUUAUCAGAGGUUAUAAAAUGUCAAAUAAACAGAGAAUUAGUUCCCAGUACGGCACACACACACACACACACACACACACACAUCCCACAUCUACACCACACAUAACCUGACAGAGAUGGAAACUUGGUGUGAGAAAUCUACAUAACGCCGUAUAGUUUCCUCUCGGUUACUGGGACCGUGUGUUACCCGCUAUCAGGGAUGUGUUAUCAUCAUAUGCAGUAUUACAGGUACAGGUUUCUAUUGUGUCUUUAAAAAUAAAAUAUUUGUAAUUAUUUUUUGUUUUUAAUUCCAAAAGAAAAAAUAUAUUUUAUGCAUUAGGUCAAAUUCCUGAAUAACUGGCCACAGGACCUGUGUGUGACCGCCGCUCCAGUAACACAGAAACCCCGUUUCACAAGACCACGCAUGUGCAUCUCCUCACAAAUCAACACAAACUCAUAAACUGGCAAAUAUAAGGCGACUACAAUUCAACAUGAACAGGAGCACAGACCUGAGAGAAGGAUCAGUACUUUACUGGUGUAUAGAGAUGGGUCUGCAGGCCUCAGUCCUCCUCCUCCUCACUCUGCUCAUGGCGGGGUUCGACACCGGUCGAGCGUGCGGUCAAGCGGAGCACAGACACGACUCAUAUCAGCACUCUCGCCUGUGUUACGAGUGCGCCGGCGUGGGGAAUUACUGUCCCAGCAAACUGGUCAUGUGUCCCAGUGGAUCCUCACACUGCAUGAGUUCAACCAUCGUACUGGACAUCGGUGGAACGAGUUUGAAAAUAAAGAAAAAGGAAUGUAUUGAUGACUGUCAGAAUGGAUCCAUCAACUUGGGCUUAAAAAAGACGUCCUUUUCCUGCUGCGGCACUGACUUCUGUAACACCGAGGACGCUCCAGAUCCCAGAAUUAGCGCUCCCAACGGAAGGAGGUGUCAUUACUGUGAUGGACAGAGCUGCUCGAACACCGUGAGCUGCUCCGGGACUGAAGACAGCUGCAUCACCGCAACCGUAACCAACAGUGGCCAGUCAAUGCUUUUAAAAGGCUGUAUCACUAAAUCUGUUUGUGGUCUCCUAAAAUGUUCAUUUAUUCAGGACCUCUCGUGUUGUGAGGGGAACCUGUGUAACACUGAUAAGGGUCUCAACCUAAGCGUCACACAUAAGGGUGACACCUAUAGGUCCCUGUAUGAGGGUGCUAAGAAGAGCGACACCUAUAGGUCCCUGUAUGAGGGUGCUAAGAAGAGCGACACCUAUAGGUCCCUGUAUGAGGGUGCUAAGAAGAGCGACAGCUAUAGGUCCCUGUAUAAGGGUGCUGAGAAGAGCGACACCCAGAGGUCCCCGUCUAACGGCGCUACGAGCGUCACCCACAGCUUCCUGUUCUCUGCUCUCCUACUUCCUGCUGCACUGAUUCUACAAGACUCAGAUUACUGAAUAUAUACAGUACCGCCAAAAAUUAUUCAGACAGCAGAUAUCAUUUUUUCUCUCUAGUGUGAUCAGGACACUUUAGUUCAUUUGUGUAAGUCAGAAAAUAAAAUAAAGUAAACUGUGACAUAUUAUACCCAUUCUUCAGUGAUGACCAGUAAGAUUUAUAACAAUUAUUAUUCCUCCACUUUGAGCUGAUGAUGUUUUACUGAAGUGUGUUUUCUGUAAUUGCUAAUGCUCUUUUUACACACACACUGAACAACAUGAAGCAUUUCUUGGUCACUGGUUGAGCUAAACUGGUAUCAUCUAAUUGUGUAGUUAAAUUUAACAGAUAUUCAACAUAAUUCAUGUGUGAGAGUCGAACAGAAGGACGGACAAAACCAGUUCUUGUUAUAUUUUAUUACCAUUUUCUAAUCUAUAGCGAAUAAACUGAUAAUGUGAGAAAUGUUGAAUGUGUCUGAAUAAAUUUUGGUUUGACUGUAUGCAUAUUUUCAUAUCUUUGUUGGCUUUCUGAUGUGUCAUUUUAUUAAAUGAAAUACUACAUCACCUGUAUCCUG